UCUCAAACCUGCACGUACAGAGCGAUGAGACUCCGCCAAACCUCACGAAAUGCCUUUUGCCCACACGCUCAACAUUUUAUGAGAACAUUUUAAAGGCUUAGCAAGAAGUUGAGAGAGACGCGCUGUGGUGUUGGAGCGCAAACGACACGGUUUCGAAAACAAAAAGAAAAAAAAAAGAGACACAAGUCGAGACAUUACGCAGUCAUUUAUUGUUGGAAGUGAACAAUGUCGGCGUCACUUGCACCCUUAGGUCCGAGGAGAACCAAAAAGAGGAGUGGCCCCACGGUGUCCACGCUCAUCCUCAACGCCGUCUCCUCCUGCGAGGGCCCACGCGGCGUGUCGCUGGUGGCCCUCAAGAAGGUGCUGAAGGCCAGCGGCUACGACGUGAUCCGGAACAGAGCCCGGAUCCGCCUCACCAUCCGGAGGCUGGUGACGCAGAAGUACAUCCGGCGCACCAGAGGCAAAGGAGUCUCCGGCUCCUUCAAGAUCAACCGCAAGGCGCCUGCGCGACGCGGCGCCAGAAGGGGCCGGCGGCGGAGGAGGAGGAGGGGGCGGAGGAGGAAAACCGCAGCGGCCGGGAGGAGGAGGAGGACCCCCAGGAGGGGCCGCUCCAGGAGGAGGCGCAGAAGGGUCACGCCUCCGGUGAAAAGGAGGCCAGCCCGGAGGAGGAGGAGGAGAGCCCCGAGAAGAAGAGCCAGGAAGCCCAGGGUGGUCAGACGCAGGAGGCCUAAACCCACCAACACCCGCAGCAGGAGUAGGAGGAGGAGGAUGAGGAGGGUGUAUUAGAGGGACCCCCAAAAAGGUGGCAUCCUGAAGGCACAUAUGGACUAAUAAUGUAUUGAUAAUGAAGCUAUAUUUUUCCUUCUAUAAUAAGGACUAAUAAUCCUGCUGUCUCAGCACUUAAUUAUUUUCCACACUGUCCAUGUUGUGUUAUUAACAAUAAAAAAAAUUAAAAAAAAACACUUUAAUUGCUAUUAAACGCGUUUAACGUCAUUGUUUUUGACCAGACCAUUGUUUUUAGACCAGUUGAUCUGCCGCCAAUUUGUUGUUCUAGGGGAGAGGGGGGCACAGAUUCAAUCAAUCAAUCAAUCAAUCAAUGUUUAUUUAUAUAGCCCUAAAUCACAAGUGUCUCAAAGGGCUGCACAAGCCACAACGACAUCCUCGGUACA
This is a messenger RNA of Nerophis lumbriciformis (worm pipefish), 1169 nucleotides long. NCBI's taxonomy places the organism in Eukaryota, Metazoa, Chordata, Actinopteri, Syngnathiformes, Syngnathidae. The record is from RefSeq and is a predicted model, not a curated record.